Paramecium sonneborni is the source of this 518-nucleotide messenger RNA. Lineage: Eukaryota; Ciliophora; Oligohymenophorea; Peniculida; Parameciidae. The record is from the annotation of a GenBank genome assembly.
AUGGACAUUGUGGGCAUUAUUUGUGUGAUCUUNAAUAAUAAAUUGAAAUCUUUAUUUAGUAUGAAUAAAAAUCUAAAGAUUUGGAAUAAGAAUCAUAAAACUAAUCAAAUAAAAAAAUCCUUAUUGAUGAAUUGUAGGAAAAGAAUUAGAUUCUAAAAGAAUAAGUGAAAGGUUAUGGUUAAUAUUCAAAGAUGCAAAAAGAAAAUAUAAAUUUAAGCAAUUAUAAUACUUAGUGUGAAUAAGAAAUAGCCAGAUUAGAAGAUACAAUUACACAAUUAGAAUAAUAAAUCAAGAAUUAGUUUUAAUUGAAAAUAUACACUUAAGAGACUCCAAAAAUUCCAAAACCAAAAGUAAACUGUUUAUCGGAAUAAAAAUAAAAAAAGUAAUGUUCUUCUGAUGAUAAACUUUAAAGAUAGAAUGAUAUGCUAAGAUAGAUUAUUUCUAAAUUUGUAAUUUAAUAAUAAUCUACUUAGUUUUUAAUAAAUAAAUGUUAAAGAGGAAAAUCUUUAAAUAGUUGA